GUGUAACACGUGAACUUGUUCUAUUUAUGAAUGACAUUUGUACACAAAUAGUUAUUUUGUGUUUAAUAAAGUAGUUUUGAUCAAUCGUACACUUUUAUUGACAAUUUAAAUAACUAUUAAAUAUGAGUAAGACUAAUAAAAAGCAGAAGAAAGCUGCUGCUCUGAAAGAAAAGAGAAAGAAAACUAUGAUGUAUAAAACUAAUUUAACGACUAUUAAAAAGAAAACUAAGACAAACGAAAUCAACAAUUUAAAAAAAAAUAAUGACAUACCCGAUCAUAUAAAGAAUACAAAUGGCAUUAGCUCUAAUAACAUAAAACAAUUGACAAAAAUAAAAAAUGAAGCAAUAAACAGUAAUAAAUCUAAAAAAAAGAAAAUGAGAAGGAAUAAAAUAAAAUUGGAACAAGCUAAUGGCAAGGAUAAACAGAAUAAAGAAAGUGUUAAAAAUAGAUCAAUGUCUCAACACAGUCAGACAAAACAAUUAAAUGCAAAAAGUACAAUAAAGAAAAAAAAUGAUGAUUCUAUGAACAAAAUUCUGAAGCUAAAGAAAAUUACAGAGAAAAGAGUUAAACAUACAAAAGAUGAUAACUUUAUUUCUAUUGAUAAAACAAAAUCAUUUAAUGAUAAAAACAAUAGUAAAGCUAAAAAAUAUCCUAAAAAUGUUCAACUUUUAAGAGAAAUGCUGGCUACGAAAGAAAAAUCUGAAGUAAAGCAAAAAAAAAUUAAGGAAAUAUUACCAUUAAGGGAAAGAAUGAUGAUGAAAUUAAAAGCAUCAAGAUUUAGAUAUUUGAAUGAAACUUUGUAUAAUAAUACUAGUAUACAAUCUAAAAAGUAUUUUAAAGAAGAUCCUGAUUCUUUUAUAGCCUAUCAUGAUGGAUAUAAACAGCAGGUUGCUCAGUGGCCCUUAAAUCCUUUAGAUGUGAUAAUAGCAUCUAUUAAAAAUAUGCCUAAUGAUUAUAUAAUAGCUGAUUUUGGAUGCGGAGAAGCAAUGCUUGCAGCAUCGAUUCAACAAAAAACACAUUCAUUCGAUUUAAUUUCUGUAAAUGAAAGAGUAGAAGCAUGUGACAUGUCCCAUACACCACUCUUAACAAACAGUGUACACAUUGUUGUGUUCUGUUUAUCUUUAAUGGGAACAAAUCUUGGUGAUUAUAUAUUAGAAGCAAAUAGAGUUCUUAAAAAGGAUGGUAUUUUGAAAAUUGCUGAAAUCGAAAGUCGAUUUGAGCAUAUAGAAAACUUUAUUAAACUUUUAAAUGAUUAUGGUUUUGUGAAUACAUGGAAAGAUUUAUCUCAAAAUUUAUUUUACUUUUUGGAUUUUAAAAAAGUAAAAGAUAUUACUACUAAUAGAAAUAAACUGCCAACGAUUACUUUAAAGUCGUGUUUAUACAAAAAGAGAUGAAUAAAUGAAGUAUAAUAAUA
This is a messenger RNA of Vespula vulgaris, 1414 nucleotides long. RefSeq lists its product as uncharacterized. Gene Ontology annotation, cellular component: nucleolus; rDNA heterochromatin; chromatin silencing complex. The coding region runs from base 123 to 1394 and encodes 423 amino acids. The transcript is spliced from 4 exons. Gene Ontology annotation, molecular function: methyltransferase activity. Lineage: Eukaryota; Metazoa; Arthropoda; Insecta; Hymenoptera; Vespidae. Gene Ontology annotation, biological process: regulation of transcription by glucose; cellular response to glucose starvation; rDNA heterochromatin formation. The record is from RefSeq and is a predicted model, not a curated record.